CGUUCUGAUCAGCGGUUUUAGUUUAAACAUCUCAUCUCAAGUUAGUUCAGGUCGAGAGAUACCAGGAAUCAUAUCUUUUCUAUUAACUCAGCCUAACGUUAUUAGGAAGUCCUCGUUUGAUAGCCGAAAAGAUCCACUUUGUGAGUGAAUGGAGCAGUCUCUGGUUAAAGACAACCCCCUGCUUUUACCUGUCAACGCACAGAGAACCGUCUAUGACGGAUUCAUUACUGUGCAGGAAAGAGACUUCCGACUGAGAAUACAACUCCCGCCAGAUCAGCAGCUCAAGAGGGCCAAGCUCCACUGCUGCUGGCAGCUGAAGCACUUGUUGCGUGGAUACGAGCACAUCGUGAAGCAGAGGCUGCAGCAGUCCAGCGAUCUGUCCGGCUUCCUGGUGGAGCUGAAGACGGUGCUGGAAGUAGGUCUGAAGAGGCGUCCUGAGUGCCGCUCCAUGCCACCUCCUCAGUAUUACUCCCAGCUCAUCUCGGAGAUGGAGACCCUUGGGUGGGACAAGAUGCUCGGCAUAGACGUGGAGUUUCAGACGCUGAAGCUGAAGGCGGAGGACUCUUCAGGACGCCAGCACAUCCUGUCUGUGAAACUCAAGUCGAAGCAUCCCAUGGAGGCUCCUGAAUGCUCAGCUGACCUGCCCCUCCCUCUGGCCGUCACCUGGACCCCACAGAGCACUCUGCAGCAGCUGUACGGUCAGUUCCUGCUGGUCCUCCGGUCCCUGACAGAGUUCUGGGACGUCCUGGACGAGGUGGACGGCAGGACCUGGGUCCUGGAGCCGGAGAAGCCCAGCCGCUCCGACACCAUGAGGCGCAUCGCCAUCGGAAACAACGUCUCCAUCAAGGUGGAGCUGAACCCCAGACACCCCCGGAUGCUGCCGGAGUGCUGCCUGCUGGGAGCAGAGCACGUGGUGACGCCGCUGAGGGACAAGCUGAACGCCAACAUGCAUCUGUGGAACCCGGACGCCGGCGUCAUGCACAACCUCCAGGACGUGUUGGAGAUCCAGUUCCCGUCUCCCGCCACCCACGACAAAUCUAGCUUCAACCUGGACUGUGGCAUCUGCUACGCGUAUCGGCUGGAGAGCGCCGUCCCGGACCAGGUGUGCAACGACCCGCGCUGCGGCCAGCCUUUCCACCAGGCCUGCCUGUACGAGUGGCUGCGAGCUCUUCCCUCCAGCCGGCAGAGCUUCAACCUGGUGUUUGGAGAGUGUCCCUACUGCAGUAAGCCGAUCACGGUGAAGAUGAACGCUCCGCGGUCCUGAGGACCUGAGGACCUGACGGCCGCAGCAGACGCAGGAGAAAGUCAGCGGAAUGGGUUUGGAUGAACUGUGGUGAACUGCAGCCAGACGGCGGCGCAGAUGAUGAUGAUGAAGACGCAGGGACAGAUGAGGCAGACGAGGCAGGACGUCCACCCUGAGUGAGUGGCAGCAGCUGGUGGUCCCCGGUCGUCUCCCGGUCCUGCUCCGGGACGGCCGUCCUCCUCCCAUCCCUCCUUGCAGCUGCGCCGUGUUGCUGGUUUACUGGUGCGUGGGCGGAGCUGUGGGCGGAGCUGUGGGUGGAGCCGGGGGUCCCGCCGCGCUGACAUCACGUCCUCCGUGUCCCCGCGGCUCCUGUUGGACUGAGGGGAGUUCAGCUGUGGCUCUACACUGCAAAACUCAAAAUCUUA
Molecule: messenger RNA, 1668 nt
Organism: Cololabis saira (Pacific saury)
Lineage: Eukaryota; Metazoa; Chordata; Actinopteri; Beloniformes; Belonidae
Gene: fancl
Product: FA complementation group L
Exons: 14
Coding region: 149-1264 (371 amino acids)
Biological process (GO): interstrand cross-link repair; protein monoubiquitination
Cellular component (GO): nucleus; Fanconi anaemia nuclear complex
Molecular function (GO): ubiquitin protein ligase activity
Source: RefSeq, a predicted model, not a curated record